Molecule: messenger RNA, 2678 nt
Organism: Cheilinus undulatus (humphead wrasse)
Lineage: Eukaryota; Metazoa; Chordata; Actinopteri; Labriformes; Labridae
Gene: miga1
Product: mitoguardin 1
Exons: 16
Coding region: 195-1967 (590 amino acids)
Biological process (GO): mitochondrial fusion
Source: RefSeq, a predicted model, not a curated record
GCGGCCGCCGAGUCCUUCACUGGGCUGCAGCUGAGGUCAGUGCGAGGACCAGGUGAUCUACCGGGAGCAAACUCUGUGGAGGACACCUACAAACUUACCGGUGACAUAUUUUAUAAACCCACCUUGUCACAUCUGGCUCCUGCAGAAUGACGAUGAGGAUAAGAGAGCUGCCAAGUCAUGGAUAGAUCGCAACAAUGACACAUGAGAACCUCGCAAGCUCCCAGCUGUCUGUCAAGGCUGCUGCCCUGCGCAUGGUCCACUUACCUCUGUCCAUGUACAGCUCUCUGACACAGGUGAGUAUAAGCACAGGAACCAAGAAGCUGGUAGCGGCCACUGCCUUCGGUGCCUUCUCGCUCCUGUUCCUUGCACGCCGCUUCCAGAGGAGGAAGGGCAGAAAGAAGGCCCAGUCUCUUCAGUGGGAGAAGGCUGGGUUUGAAUUUUUCCCACCAGUCUCAGCAGAUAAUGAUAACACCAGCCAAAAUAUCACCCUCUCCCUCAACUCCAAGAAUGGCCUCUCGACUGGUCUGCUCCUCCCGACAGGAGACUACAAAAGACUGUCUGGGUCUCUCCUGAGCCUGGCCUCGGUAAAAAGCAUGAACUCAUCCAGCAGCAGCACCUGCGCCAAUGAAUCCUCUUGUUGGGAUCGGACAGGGGAGGCUGAUAUCUGCGCUGUUGUCAACAUACCUGUGACCACACCUGAAAACCUGUACCUUAUGGGUAUGGAUUUAUUCGAGGAGGCUCUAAGGCGGUGGGAGGAAGCCUUGACAUUUAGGAGCAGGCAGGGAGACGAUGAUGCCAGCUGUGCUGCUGUCAAAACAGGAGCUGGAGACGCCAUCGCGGAGCAGGGCAUGGAGGACGUCAUCAGUGCAGAAUUCAUCCAUCGGCUGAAAUCUCUGCUCCAGAGGGCCUACAGCCUUCAGGAGGAGUUUGAAGGAGUGUUAUGCAUGUCAGAGCCUUCCUCCCACCAGGAUAAAAUCUUGGAAAUUUUGUCCAGAGAGGAGCUGGAGGAUGUUUGUUUGAGAGACACCAUGAGCAUCGCGAGCACCGACUCAUUUGUGUCUGCUGCUGAGCUGUCGGAGCACAGAGAGCUGAGGAGCGUCCUCGCUCUUGGUCAUCAUCCUUUCUAUGAAGAGGCGCUGCAGAUGGCUGAGGAGGGAAAGAUCUCCUGCAGGGUGCUACGGACUGAAAUGCUGGACUGCCUUGGAGAUUUAGAUUUUCUGGCCAAGUUGCACUGUGUGCGGCAGGCGAGUCAGCUCAUACUUUGUGAGAGAAAGACGAGGAUGUUUCUGGCCGACACUGGAAAGAAAAUCCUGUCCUCCAUUAUUGUAAAAGCUCAGAAGAGCCCAAAGAGAUUCGAAGAGGUGUUUGAGGAGAUGAUUUCCUUCCUUGAGCACACGGAGCACUGGGAAAACACAGAGGUGGAGCUAGCCACACGAGGGGUAAAGCACUUAAAUUUCUAUGACAUAGUGUUGGAUUUCAUCCUGAUGGACUCAUUUGAGGAUCUUGAGAAUCCGCCCAUCUCCAUCCAGAAUGUGAUCAACAACCGCUGGCUCAACAGCUCCUUCAAGGAAACAGCGGUUGCAUCAAGCUGUUGGUCAGUGAUGAAGCAGAAAAGACAGCACAUGAAGGUUCCUGACGGCUUCAUUGCACAUUUCUAUGCCGUGUGUGAACAGAUCAGUCCCGUCCUGGCCUGGGGCUUCCUGGGGCCAAAGAGCUCCCUGCACGACCUCUGCUGCUUCUUCAAGGAUCAGGUGCUGUUCUUCCUCAAAGACAUUUUUGAUCUGGAUAAAGUGCGUUACUCCUCCGUGGAGACUCUAGCAGAGGACAUGCUCCACCUGCUACACCGGCGCUCUGAGCUGCUGCUGGCCUACCUGGGAGCUGACUCCCUUCGGCACAUCAACAACUGCAGCUUGACGCAGGUGCAGCUGCUGCCCAACAGCGCCCUGCUGGAGGCAAAGGUCCAGUGAAGGCGUGAACUUCUCUCUGAACAGACCCGGGUUAAGAAAACUACACACGGAUCUCAGCUUUUAAUGUGGGGGAGGGGUUCACUACAAUUGUGAGGGCAAAGACCAAGAAGACCUACCACACUGGAACUGAACAGCUGUAAUGUAAACACGAUUUCACUGAGGUCUGGAAUCCACUCAUAUCUCCCAUCAUGCUUUGUGCUGUCAUGAUCCAUAUGAACUGUACCAGCUGUCUGCCUUCACAUUUUAUCAUCCUCGCCUCGCCCCACUCACAGUGCCAGUAUCACAGUAUCAUAGCAGUAACAUCUCUAUUAAACGUUGCAGUAGAUAUUUAACAGUGUAAUGUAGAGCUAUAUGUAAUGCUGCUAAAACGAUGUGUGAACAUGAAGAGGGAAUUUUAUAGUAUUUAUUUUGCUAUAGAAGUAUAUUAUGCAGGGGUUAUUUUUAAGAAGCUGUAGUUUUAUCUGUAUGCAUCAAUGAUAUUGUGAUCAGCUUCAAAUGUGAGUAGUUUAAGAACAAUGUUGUAAAGUAAACUUUAUCAAAUGAAGAUUUAUUAUCUGUAUUUUCACAUCCUUCUGAGCAUCAGCAAUGCAAACCAUUAAAUAAAUGUACUGUGUUUUUGUAACAUGCACAGAAGUGAAAUAUUAAAUGUGAUGGGACAUUCUUGCAUUGUCAUUAUAUUAAAGAUGAAUAAAAGGGAAAGCAUUUUUGGAA